CAAUUAGGCCAUUAAUUGGUCCAACUCUGCACAUUUGCUUUCCGCUCUGAGUUCAUCUGACGACGGAAUGGCGGAUUGGAAGAUGCCAGUAAAUUACAACUUCAACCCGUCUUAUCAUGCGUAUGCAUACGGGCUCGUGUACCCGCAAGUGUCUGAGCACGGCCACCCGAAUCUCAGCUGGGCCGAGGCUGCGUACACUCACUCCGGCGGGGUCACCGCGACCUAUUACUCCGCGCAAACCGCACAGCAGUCGCCGCCCUGGAGCCCGGAGAACGGCAGUGUCGGCGCCUACGGCCACUAUACGAGCCACGCGCAGAACGGGCGGCUCUUCCUCUCCUACAGUAAGACUGAGUCCGAUCCGAAGCCGAAAGACGCAGAGCAGGCCGGCAGCGAUACACCCAGUGAUACAGAGGCCCAUACGCCAGACCCUUACAGUAACCCUCAGGUGAGAGAGCCUGUGUUCAAGAGGAGUCCUCCACAAACGCCCUUCUACUCCAGCUACCCACAGCCACGCUCUCCUACCCAGGCCACCGCAAGACCCCCGGGAAACUGGCCUGUGCCCCCAGCUGUGGCGCACUAUGAGUUCCCCAGCCCUGCUAGCUACAUGCAAGCCCUUGAUGGCAGCAAUGCGGCCAACAAAGAAGGCAGCCCUACUCCAUCCAUGCCGAGUGCCACCCAGUGGACAGCGAAAGGAAUGACUUUGUUGUGA
Sinocyclocheilus grahami is the source of this 709-nucleotide messenger RNA. RefSeq lists its product as uncharacterized. The record is from RefSeq and is a predicted model, not a curated record. The coding region runs from base 68 to 709 and encodes 213 amino acids. Lineage: Eukaryota; Metazoa; Chordata; Actinopteri; Cypriniformes; Cyprinidae. The transcript has 2 exons.